Neodiprion virginianus is the source of this 2158-nucleotide messenger RNA. RefSeq names its product chymotrypsin-like elastase family member 2A. Gene Ontology annotation, biological process: proteolysis. The record is from RefSeq and is a predicted model, not a curated record. Gene Ontology annotation, molecular function: serine-type endopeptidase activity. Lineage: Eukaryota; Metazoa; Arthropoda; Insecta; Hymenoptera; Diprionidae. The coding region runs from base 504 to 1433 and encodes 309 amino acids. The transcript is spliced from 5 exons.
UCUCAGGGGCGAGAUUUCCUAGACAGCGUCCCGUUUCCAUUCUCGCAGGCUACAGCUCAAGAUGAGUCCCCUCCUUCCUCGGCGGUGUCUGCUCAUUGUCAGCGAAGCACUUUCCUCGUGGAGUGCGGGCCUCAUAGACCAAAGAUACGAACGACGAGGACUACUAGCAGACGAGACCAGAACUGGUCUAGUUCCUUGCCGAUCGCUAGCGUCAAAGCGUCGUUGACAACGUCCGCAGAUUUUCUGCGAGCAAUUGGUCUUGACGCGAGAGAGUCAGUCGUUACACUAAAAAUCGAAAGUGUGGUUGGCGUGUGGAGUCUGCUGUCACUUCCAGGUUCUCUUGUGAAGAACGCGACCAUCCCGCCCCAGUUAAUUGGUCCGAAAAUUAUAUCCCGCCAACGAACCAGUGCUCGUUCUAGCAUGCGUGAGACCAGAACCGACCCUUCCAGUCUGUGAGAUUGGCUCUGUCUCCAAAAGGUGCCUAUCGAACUCCGUCAAGGGCGAUGAAUUUACGCGCAUUUGUAGCGACCGCUCAUCUCGUCGCCCUCUUGCAUAAUGGACUGGGCAUGAUGAAACUGGAUAAGCACGAGCACGAAAAAUGCGGGCGAGUCGCUCCUACGCAGAGGCAGUCACGGGCUGCGAACGACUCGAGGACGGCUACCGCUACGCCAUCCACCACGGGGCGAAUCUUCAACGGGAAGCCGAGCAAGAGGGGCGCUUGGCCUUGGCAAGUUUCGCUCCAACUUCUUCACCCGAAAAUGGGCUUCAUCGGACACUGGUGCGGCGGAGUUCUCGUCGAUCCGAUGUGGGUGCUGACCGCAGCCCACUGCAUCCACAACGAACUCUUCAAUUUGCCCGUUGGCGCCUUAUGGACAGCGGUGGUUGGUGAAUGGGAGCUGGACUCUAGGCGACGAGGAUCUGCUCGGCUUCCGGUGGAAAGGGUCAUCCAACACGAACGUUUCAACAACUACGUCCACGAUAUAGCUCUCUUAAAGUUGGUCAGACCAGCCCCACUGUCAUCCAUGGUGCGGACAAUCUGUCUGCCUGACAAGGACGUGAGGCUACAGGAGCAAGCUCACUGCGUUGCAUCUGGCUGGGGUCGAUCCGGUCCUUCACCAGCUCUUUCUACAGCUCUUCUGGAGGCCAGCGUCCCUCUGCUGGAGCUUGAAGACUGCGAAAUAGCCUACGGACAGACCGUGCCAAUCCGUGGUGGGCAUCUUUGUGCUGGACAUACCGAUGGUUCGACUGGAAGUUGCGUGGGUGAUUCAGGAGGUCCGCUACAGUGUCGGCGCGCAAACGGCGACUGGGAAUUAGCCGGUGUCACGUCAUUUGGCUCGGGGUGUGCGCAGCCUGGUUACCCGGAUGUCUACACCCGUGUGAAGCACUAUGUAACAUGGAUUAGAGACACCAUUCGAGCUGACAGAAACUCGUGAAAUCACGAAUAGGUACUGUCGAUACAUUUCUCAACACAAACGUUCGCACUUCCUUAUAUGCGCCAUUGCAGACGCAAUGUUAGAGUUGAUUUGUGGCAUUGGGGUGGAGUGCAGUGUCAAUUGAGGGAAUCGAAUGGUUCAGUUCCUGAUUAUGCUUUGGAUGGCUUGAUUUGAUACUUAUUAACUUGUACAAUCAGUAAAGUAAGGUCGAUGAGUUUCGAGGAUGGAUCGACCCUCUUGCGAAGUAAAAAAAAGACGAAUCCUGAUCAUCAUUAGCAACUUAAUGAUAUUUGAGUACCUGAAUGCAAGAACACCCAAAGUAGAUUAGUAGUUCAAUAUAGCACCGAAAUAUUUGUCUAACGGACAAUGCGAGUGACUUUCAGAUGGACAAAACUAUUUCAAUGUAUCUGUCGAUCUUGAACAAACGCUUGAGGUGCGAUUGUGUAUUUCUUGCACCUACCAGAUAUGCGGCACUGUUCCACGUGGAACAAAUUACCUGCAAGAGUAUCUAGUUCAGUUAUGAUUUCAACUUCGAUAAACUAAAGCUUGAGAUCAACUACGUUUUCAUAAGCAGCGGGUGAAACCUGCACAACAAAUUUAUCGAGUGAAAUCACCGAGCCGCUCAUUGUGAUAAAUAGUUCCUUGUAGAUGUAAGAAGCAUGCAUUGUCCAUUAAUGAGUAUUGUGAAGUUUUUGUAGCGAAAUAAAAUGAGUAAAAAGCCGCGA